GACGCUGAGCCCAGAGACGCCGCUUCAGCCACUCCCUACGCCGGCGGACUGAGCCGUCCCGACACGCCGCGCAGCUCCAUUCAAACAAAGUCCUGAGCCGGAUGAGAGGCGCGUCUGUCCUCAUCCCGCACGGCAGAAAAGUUAGAGGAAAGUCAGCGAGGGACAGGGCUUCAGGACACACUCCAGACCUGAGGAGGCACCCCGGGGAUCUUACUUUGUCCGCAGAGUGGAUUAUAACAAGGGGGGGAAGAACUUUUCCAGAAGAGAUAAAGAGGGGGGCGCAGCAGCAGCAGCCAAAAUGGAGGUGAAGACGUCACUUCUAGACAACAUGAUCGGGGUGGGUGACAUGGUCCUCCUGGAGCCCCUGUCCGAAGACUCAUUCCUGGAGAACCUGAGGAACCGCUUCGACCACAACGAGAUCUACACGUACAUCGGCAGCGUGGUGAUCUCCGUGAACCCCUACAGGUCCCUGCCCAUCUUCACGCCGGAGAAAGUGGAGGAGUAUCGCAACAGGAACUUCUACGAGCUCAGUCCACACAUCUACGCCUUGGCAGAUGAGGCCUACCGCUCGCUACGGGACCAGGACAAAGACCAGUGCAUCCUCAUCACAGGCGAGAGCGGAGCGGGAAAAACUGAGGCGAGUAAGCUGGUGAUGUCAUACGUGGCAGCGGUGUGUGGGAAGGGCCAGGAGGUCAACAAGGUCAAGGAACAGCUGCUGCAGUCCAACCCCGUCCUGGAGGCCUUCGGGAACGCCAAAACAGUGAGGAACGACAACUCGUCCCGAUUCGGGAAAUACAUGGACAUCGAGUUUGACUUCAAAGGCGAUCCUCUGGGUGGAGUCAUCAGCAACUAUCUGCUGGAGAAGUCUCGGGUGGUGAAGCAGCCGAGAGGAGAGAGGAACUUCCACAUCUUCUACCAGCUCCUGUCUGGCGCGUCUGAGGACACACUCAAGAAGCUGAAGCUGGGCCGGGACUUCAGCAAGUACAACUACCUGAGCCUGGACUCGGCCACGGUCAACGGCCUGGACGACGCCGCCAACUUCAGGACAGUCAGAAAUGCCAUGCAGAUUGUGGGCUUCAUGGAGGAUGAGGUGCAGUCGGUGCUGGAGCUGGUGGCGGCCGUGCUGAAGCUCGGCAACAUCGAGUUCAAGCCCGAGUCGCGCUGCAACGGCUUCGACGAGAGCCGCGUCAAGGACAAAAACGACUUGAAGGAGAUGUGUGAGCUGCUGGGGAUCGAACAGUCGGUGUUGGAGAGAGCGUUCAGCUACCGCACAGUGGAGGCCAAGAUGGAGAAAGUGUCCACCACGCUGAAUGUGGCCCAGGCCUACUAUGCUCGUGAUGCACUCGCCAAAAAUCUCUACAGUCGUCUGUUUAGCUGGCUGGUCACCAGGAUCAAUGAAAGCAUCAAGGCUCAAGCCAAAACCCGCCACAAGGUCAUGGGUGUGCUGGACAUCUAUGGCUUUGAGAUAUUUGAGGACAACAGCUUUGAGCAGUUCAUCAUCAACUACUGCAACGAGAAGCUGCAGCAGAUCUUCAUCGAGCUGACCCUGCGCGAGGAGCAGGAGGAGUACGUUCGAGAGGGCAUCGAGUGGACCAACAUCGAGUACUUCAACAACGCCAUUAUCUGCGACCUCAUUGAGAACAACCAGAAUGGCAUCUUGGCCAUGUUGGACGAGGAGUGCCUGAGGCCCGGGACGGUCACGGAUGACACCUUCCUGGACAAACUCAACACCGUCUGCGCCGAGCACCAGCACUUCGAGAGCCGCCUCAGCAAGAAUUCAAAGUUCCUCACCGACCACAGCCUGCCACACAGCUGCUUCCGCAUCCAGCACUACGCCGGCAAGGUGCUGUACCGUGUCGAGGGCUUUGUGGACAAGAACAAUGACCUGCUGUACCGCGACCUGUCGCAGGCCAUGUACAAGGCCAACCACAGCCUCAUCAAACAGCUGUUCCCUGAAGGCAACCCAGCCAAGGUCAACCUGAAGAGGCCACCAACCGCUGGGUUCCAGUUCAAGGCCUCAGUGGGAACCCUGAUGAGGAACCUGCAGACCAAGAACCCAAACUACAUCCGGUGCAUCAAGCCCAACGAUAAGAAGGCGGCCCACAUCUUCACCGAGUCUCUGGUUCGCCACCAGGUGCGCUACCUGGGCCUGAUGGAGAAUGUCCGCGUGAGGAGGGCCGGCUACGCUUUCCGGCAGCCCUACGAGCCCUGCCUCGAGCGCUACAAGAUGCUCUGCAAGCAGACCUGGCCUCACUGGAGAGGGCCGGCCAGGGAAGGCGUGGAGGUGCUGAUGGCAGACCUCCAGGUCCCGGCCGAGGAGCUGUCCUACGGCCGCUCCAAGAUCUUCAUCAGGAACCCCAGAACGCUCUUCUUCCUGGAGGAGAGGAGGAGGCAGUGCCUGCAGGACUUGGCUACGCUCAUCCAGAAGAUCUACCGUGGCUGGAAGUGCCGCACCCAGUUUCUGCUGCUGAAGAAGAGUCAGGUGGUGGUGGCCGCGUGGUACCGACGAUUCGCGCAACAAAAGAAAUACCAGAAGAUCAAGAGCGCCACCAUCAUGGUGCAGUCCUUCACCAGAGGAUGGAAGGCUCGCAAGCUCCUGAGAGAACUGAAAUACCAGAAGAGAUGUGAGGAGGCGGUCACGACCAUCGCGGCGUUCUGGCAUGGCACUCAGGCUCGGAUGGAGCUGAGACGUCUAAAGCAAGAGGCGCGGAAUAAACAUGCCGUGACAGUAAUUUGGGCAUACUGGCAGGGAACCAAGGCCCGGAGAGAGCUGCGUCAGCUGAAGGAGGAGGCGAGGAAUAAACACGCCGUGUCGGUCAUUUGGGCCGGCUGGCAGGGCACCAAGGCGCGCAGGGAGCUGAAGCGGCUGAAGGAGGAAGCCAGGCGUAAGCACGCCGUCGCUGUGAUUUGGGCCUUCUGGCAGGGACUGAAGGUCCGGCGUGAAUACAGGAAGUUCUUCAGGGCAAACGCCGGCAGAAAGAUCUACGACUUCACCAUCCAGAGAAUUAUGCAGAAAUACUUCCUGGGCUUGAAGAAAAACAUGCCCUCCAUGUCGCCCAUAGACAAGAACUGGCCGGCCCGGCCUUACCUCUUCCUGGACGGAGCCCACAGAGAGCUCAGGAGGAUCUUCCACCACUGGAGGUGCAAGAAGUACAGGAGCCAGUUCACCGAGGAGAAGAAGGCGGUUUAUGAGGAGAAGCUGGAGGCCAGUGAGAUCUUCAAGGAUAAGAAGGCGCUCUACCCCAGCAGCGUGAGCCAGCCGUUCAAAGGAGACUACCUGGAGAUCAGCAAGAACCCCAAGUACCAGAAGCUGCACAGCGCCGUGGACGAGAAGGUUCUGCUGGCCGACGUGGUCAACAAAAUCAACCGGGCCAACGGCAAGGGCGCCGCUCGUAUCUUCCUGCUGACCAAGAACAGCUUCGUCCUGGCUGACCAGAAGACGGGCCAGGUGAAGGCCAGCGUCCCCCUGCCCGACCUCACCAGCGUCUCAGUCAGCACCCAGAGCGACGGCUUCUUCGCUCUCAAACUCAAAGAGGGGUCUGCCUCAGCUGCCAAAGGAGACUUUUUGCUCAGCAGCGAGCAUCUGAUAGAGAUCAUCACCAAACUCCACCGCACCGGCGGCACCUCUGCAGACAGGGAGCAGCUCAACAUCGACAUCUCCGAUGAGUUCCUGGUGCAGUUCAAGCAGGACAAGGUGUGCGUGAAAUUCAUCCAGGGAGGCCCCAAGAACGGCAACAGCGUGUCCUGCAAGCGCAAGAACAACCGCCUACUGGAGGUGUCGGUGCCCACAACAGCGUAAAAAACAAAAAAAAAACAAACAAACAAAAAAAAAAACGCAGCCACCCACUUCUCCACUUACUCUCCAGCGCCAUUACUGAGUGUGCAGACUGGGGACAGUUAACCACCAAACCACCACCCGGCCCCGAACUCUGCUCUCAAGCACCUACACCCCGAGUCCCCCACCCUGAACCCCAAAAUGACUGUGCAAUUAUUCAACUUAUUUUGUUGUUGUUGGGUUUUUUGUUGUUGUUGUUGUUGUUGUUGUUGUUGUUGUUUCCUUCGGUCUCUUUUGAUCAGAUUUACUGCGACAUCGCCGUAGCGGCAACAACGCGCCGCCGCUUUUUUGGUAGAGAGAGCCCCCAUUGGGUUGCAUGCCACAGAGGUUUGAUGUUUUACUCAUGUCGUCUUGUAAAACUGGGGUGAAGAGAUGAGGGAAAAACAAAAAAAAAAAAAAAAAAAAAAAAAAAAAAAAUUAUUUUCUUGUUGGUGGAGCACAAGAGAUCUCUGUUUACCAGUGAUGAUGAUGUUAAUGAUGAUGAUGAUGAUGAUUGUCGAUGCCUGUAUGUUGAAUCAAUCUUCAGAGGUGUGUCAGGGUGGAGAAGUGAGAGAUGAGCCGCAGCCUCAUCCGGCUUUGGGUCAUCCAUUCUUGAUGAGCCUCUGACCGAGAAGACUCCCAAGAAUUAUGAUGAACAGAGAGGUUUUGCGCCGGGCAGAUUUAUUAUUCUCUGAGAAACAAAACAAAACUGAAUGACUGCACUUGUUUUCACUUGGGUGUGAUCAAACAAAAAAAAAAAAAAAAAGA
Molecule: messenger RNA, 4582 nt
Organism: Myripristis murdjan (pinecone soldierfish)
Lineage: Eukaryota; Metazoa; Chordata; Actinopteri; Holocentriformes; Holocentridae
Gene: myo1b
Product: myosin IB
Exons: 32
Coding region: 299-3799 (1166 amino acids)
Biological process (GO): endocytosis; actin filament organization; actin filament-based movement
Cellular component (GO): actin cytoskeleton; myosin complex; plasma membrane
Molecular function (GO): actin filament binding; ATP binding; microfilament motor activity
Source: RefSeq, a predicted model, not a curated record